Molecule: messenger RNA, 588 nt
Organism: Onychomys torridus (southern grasshopper mouse)
Lineage: Eukaryota; Metazoa; Chordata; Mammalia; Rodentia; Cricetidae
Gene: Nudt15
Product: nudix hydrolase 15
Exons: 3
Coding region: 53-565 (170 amino acids)
Biological process (GO): dGTP catabolic process
Cellular component (GO): cytosol
Molecular function (GO): 8-oxo-7,8-dihydrodeoxyguanosine triphosphate pyrophosphatase activity
Source: RefSeq, a predicted model, not a curated record
UAAAGGAGCGGAUACGGAGCAGGCAACAUCACUUCCGGGGCCACCAGGAGCUAUGACCGCCUACGCGGAGCCGAGGCGGCGCCCUGGAGUUGGGGUCGGCGUGGUGGUGGUGAGCUGCGAGCAUCCUGGCUGCGUCCUUCUGGGGAAGAGGAAAGGAUCGUUUGGAGCCGGCAGUUUCCAACUUCCUGGUGGCCAUUUGGAAUUCGGUGAGACCUGGGAAGAGUGCGCUCAGAGGGAAACCUGGGAGGAGGCUGCCUUACACCUGAAAAACGUGCGCUUUGCCUCCGUGGUCAAUUCUUUUGUUGAAAAGGAGAAUUACCAUUAUGUCACCAUAUUAAUGAAAGGAGAGGUGGACAUGGCUCAUGAUUCAGAGCCAAAGAAUAUGGAACCUGAAAAAAAUGAAAGUUGGGAGUGGAUUCCUUGGGAAGAAUUUCCACCACCAGACCAGCUGUUCUGGGCUCUCCGUUGUUUAAAAGAGCAAGGCUACAACCCAUUUAGAGAUGGUCUGAACCACCUGGACGGGUAUAGGGGCGAGCACCUCGAAGGAGCCAGGACAAGUCCUUGAUUAAAAAAAAAAAAAAAACUUUA